GCAGCGAAAAUCUAAAUUCGCCAUCAACACCACCUUGUAUAAAUUAGCAUUGGCCAAUUCAACGCAAAAUUUCUUUGUUUGAUAAAAAGUUCCAUAUAGUUACGAAAAUUAAUUAGAAAUGGAAAAAUGGAUACGUGAGCGAUUGAAAAAUUGUCUGGACUUUGAAGUGCCAGAUGAUAUGAUCAAGUACAUAAUGUCUUUGAAGUCUUCGUCGGAAUUUGACGAAUAUUUCGAAACUUUGCUCAAUCCUGAAUGCGAGGAUCAUCGCUCAUUCUUAACUGACUGCAAGCAACGUUUGUUUAGUAAACCAUUGCCCAAUAAACGUUCGCCAAAGACAAAUCCACAACAGCAAAAAACUGGAUAUGUAAAACAAAAUCCCGUGCCAUUAGAUGGCAAGUUCGGCAAGCAAAUUACCCAACCACCACAACAGCAGGGUGCUAAAAAAAAGUCCAAGUACGUUAAUUUGUACACUAGUGACGGUAGUGUUAGUGGAGAAGUGAUAAUGCUGAAAGGUCGCCGUCUCUGCGAUUGCCAAGCAUCACAACACAAACUCAUUAAUAACUGUCUUAGUUGUGGACGCAUUGUCUGCGAGCAGGAAGGUAGUGGACCGUGUCUCUUUUGUGGGGAGAUUGUUUGCACCAACGAGGAAAUGCAACUGAUGAAAAGCGAUCCAAAAAAAGGCCAAAACCUUUUGAAAUCGUUGAAGGAAAAAGGGGGUGGUGAAUCAUUGAAAAAGGCACUAGAGCAGCGUGAUCGUCUGUUGGAGUAUGAUCGUAAUAGCGAGAAACGCACAACGGUUAUUGAUGAUGAGCUAGACUAUUUCGAGGAAAAUUCAGUUUGGCUCUCGGAUGCAGAACGGGCCAAAUUCGAACGUCUUAAGCAGGAAAUGCAUGAGAAGAAGCAUGAAAGUCGAGCCAAACGAAAAAUUAAGGUUGAUUUUGCCGGUCGCGAAAUGGAAGAUGAUCUUACAAUUACCGCCGAUUUUGAAAAUCGAGUACUAAAGGAAAUAGCUGAAGUAAAAGCUGCUUCUGGAGAGAAAUAUAAUUGGUCGAAUCGUAAAAACGCGGAAAAAAUUACACCGAAUACAUGUGGCACAGACCCAAACAUGGAUGAUGAACUUCGUCCUGUUUACAAACUCACUUCUGAAGGUAAGGCCCUAGCAGCCAACGGAGGCGCCAAUCACGGAUUUGCAGAUCGCUCCUAUAACCGUGUGCAAGAUAAAGAGCUGUUAGAAAUGCAAGACAUGCGUCAUUGCCUCUCAAUGCAUCAGCCAUGGGCUUCAUUCCUUGUGGAGGGCAUAAAAAAGCACGAAGGCCGUGUUUGGUACAGUGAGCACCGUGGUCGAUUAUGGAUUGCCUCUACCGUUAAAGAUCCACAUCCUGAAGAAAUUGAGGAACUCAAAAAUUUCUACAAGAAUCACUACAAUGAUUCUAACAUAAAAUUUCCGGAGCACUAUCCAACAGGUUGUUUGUUAGGUUGCGUACGCGUAGACGAUUGCCUUGCGCAAGAAGAGUACCGUGAAAUAUACCCUGACGGCGAAUCAGAUAGCCCAUACGUAUUUGUUUGCUCUAAUCCUGAACAGCUGCCUGUGGUUUUCCCUAUUAAGGGACAACAUAAAAUAUACCAAAUUGAUCCUAAGAUACAUAACGCUGCUUGCAAAACCUUAUUACGCCUAAAAAGCACAAAAGGCUAAAUAUACAUACAUAUAUACGUAUAAAAUUUGGCCAAGAUGGGUGCAUCCUUAGAUCGUAAAAAUAAUCAAAAAAUACCCCAUGCUUUAAAAACAUAUUUAGCGCUAAACAUGUGUUUACGAUGUAUACUUUUUUAAUAAAACUGGACAAUAAAUUUGAUUUUUCUAAAGCAGCCAUGA
Messenger RNA from Rhagoletis zephyria (snowberry fruit fly), 1870 nucleotides. RefSeq names its product activating signal cointegrator 1. Gene Ontology annotation, molecular function: zinc ion binding. NCBI's taxonomy places the organism in Eukaryota, Metazoa, Arthropoda, Insecta, Diptera, Tephritidae. Gene Ontology annotation, biological process: rescue of stalled cytosolic ribosome. Gene Ontology annotation, cellular component: nucleus; RQC-trigger complex. The record is from RefSeq and is a predicted model, not a curated record.